This is a messenger RNA of Thermochaetoides thermophila DSM 1495, 858 nucleotides long. RefSeq lists its product as uncharacterized. The record is from RefSeq and is a predicted model, not a curated record. The coding region runs from base 1 to 858 and encodes 285 amino acids. Gene Ontology annotation, cellular component: nuclear body; RecQ family helicase-topoisomerase III complex. Gene Ontology annotation, biological process: double-strand break repair via homologous recombination; resolution of meiotic recombination intermediates. The transcript has a single exon. NCBI's taxonomy places the organism in Eukaryota, Fungi, Ascomycota, Sordariomycetes, Sordariales, Chaetomiaceae.
AUGUCCCAACCCCAAACCCCCCUCUCCAUAGCCCAACAACUGCACACUUCCCUCUCCCAAACCCAGACCCCCCUCCCGACCCUCACUUGGCUGCAAACUCUCGCCUCGUCCCGCAACCCGCCCCCUUCCCUCUCCUCCCUCCUCGCGACCGCUCGCAUGCGCCUCCUCAACUCAGACCUCACAACCCCCAACUUGCUCGACGCCCGCUGGAAGGCGCAGCACUCUCUCCCCGCCAACCUCGCACAGGGGUAUAUAGACAAGAGAGAGGGGAGGUUAGGCAGGGAAGUCGUCGUGCAAGUGGUUGAUAUUGAAGAUGUGUCGAGGCCGAGGUGGGAGCAAGUGGAGGAAUUGGAGGCCGAGGCGAGGGGGGAAUAUACUAAGGGGAGGGAGGUGGUUCGGUUGCCUUUGACGCCGCCGGGGACUGAAGAAGACGAUGUCGACACUGGGGUAGCAGAAGAUGACGAGUUUGAGUCGCAAGGGCCGCCUUCUAGGGGGGCGGUCGCCACCAACGGGACGACCGGCACUGCACAACAGAAAAGUCAAAAAAGUGACAAGAACUCUACGCAUAAGCUCGUCCUGCAAGACUGCUCCGGGCAAAAGGUGUACGCCCUUGAGCUGAAGCGUGUGCCGCAACUGGGUGUGGGCAGGACGCCGAUAGGGGAGAAGAUUUUGUUGAAAGCGACGACGCUGGUCGCGAGGGGCGUUGUGCUGCUUGAGCCGGCCAACGUGGUGAUAUUGGGGGGAAAGGUGGAUGCGUGGCAUCGGGCGUGGUGCGAGACAAGGGUGAGGAGGUUGAGGGAGGCUGUAGGGGCGCCGCCGGGGGAUGAACGAGGGCGGAGGGGUUAUCGAGAUCUCUAG